Penicillium macrosclerotiorum is the source of this 729-nucleotide messenger RNA. RefSeq names its product basic helix-loop-helix domain-containing protein. The record is from RefSeq and is a predicted model, not a curated record. Bases 1 to 729 code for a protein of 242 amino acids. NCBI's taxonomy places the organism in Eukaryota, Fungi, Ascomycota, Eurotiomycetes, Eurotiales, Aspergillaceae. The transcript has a single exon. Gene Ontology annotation, molecular function: DNA-binding transcription factor activity, RNA polymerase II-specific; protein dimerization activity; RNA polymerase II cis-regulatory region sequence-specific DNA binding. Gene Ontology annotation, biological process: regulation of transcription by RNA polymerase II.
AUGGCCCUCGGAAGCCAAUUUGUUGAACCAAAACACAUAUCUCAACUCUGCUGUUCUGGACCACCUUCGGUCCCGCAAAGAGAUACUGAACGAGUCCUGUCUAUCGAUCAAGGCCUGCACUGGGGCUCUGAUCCGAGCUUCUGUUAUCAUGGGUUUUCACGUCCGAUCGGAACAUGGACCGAAGAGCGAUUAACCCGGAACCUGAUGCGUAACCUGGCCAGCAUGUGUGGCAGUGUGAACAUCGCCUUUAGAGGUGAAUAUGAUGCCUCCGAUUAUCUUUUCCACACCGAAACCGAGACAUCUAGUUUGCUACCACCGACUGAGCUUGGAAUAAGCGAUUCGCAAACAUGGAAAAAAUCGCCAAGUCCACCUCCAGUAUCAGUUGCCUCUUCGUCAAGCACAUCUAGUUGUAUGGACCAAACUUCCAAGACAGCACCUCUCAGACGAAAGAGAAAGUGUGUUCAGAAGCCGGGACAGAAGCUUUGUCACUGCAGAUCUGAGAAGAAGAGAAGAGAGAUCAUUGCUCAAGGGUACCAAGAUCUAUCGCAGAUGGUGCCGGGCCUAGAAAGGAACGAUUUCACAAGAAAAUAUGUUUUAGAGGAGGCGGCCAACUACAUUGAGACAUUGAUUCAGGGGAAUGAGAGACUUCGCCAGACGUUGGGUGAAAUCCAAGAUCGGAAAGAUCAAGAUAUGUGGAACUUCAUAGCCUCCGGUCACAUCGAAGCCUGA